This is a messenger RNA of Meloidogyne enterolobii, 528 nucleotides long. The record is from the annotation of a GenBank genome assembly. Lineage: Eukaryota; Metazoa; Nematoda; Chromadorea; Rhabditida; Meloidogynidae.
AUGGAUGCAUUUAAUUUGGAUAUUUUUGAAGUUGUUUUGGCUGUUUGUAAACAUCUUUGGAUUGAUAAAACAAAACCUACAGAUUUAACAAAAUUAAUUAAAUUUUUGGCUUUGAAUGAAUAUAAAAUAAUUAAAUUAAUUGAAGUAUUAAUUGAUGGACAAGAAAUUAAUGAUUUGGAUGAAUUACUUUCUAAUCUUUUAAUCACUCCUUGCGAUGCUUUAUUAUUACUAACAAUUAUUUGGACAGAAUUGGAAUUUCCAUCAGUUGCUCGUCUUUUCGAGCCAUAUUUAACUUUUCCUCCUCUUUCAAGUAAAAUUACAAACUCAGAAGUACAACAGGCUGAAGAUGAUUUCAAUCAAUUACUCGAUGAACAUUUGGAUAUUUAUUCUGGAAUUGAUUUAAAUAUUAUUGAAAGGUUUGUUGUUUUUUUAAAUGAAUCUUUGGUUGAUUACCAAACACUCCUCAAACCUUUCGGAGGUAGUGGGGAAUCCCCCCCCCUCCCCCAGGAAAAGGAAAAAAUUUGGUGA